Adineta steineri is the source of this 1506-nucleotide messenger RNA. Lineage: Eukaryota; Metazoa; Rotifera; Eurotatoria; Adinetida; Adinetidae. The record is from the annotation of a GenBank genome assembly.
AUGGAUGUUCUCUAUUCAUUAUUCGAUGUCGAUAAUCAACGACUUCAUAUGAUAGUAAAAGAAAAAACAUUCACAAACACUCUCACUUUUGUAUUAACAACAAAAAAUGGUGAUAUUUUGUCGCUUGGUGAUUUAAUAGUUGAUCGAUUUUGCAUUAAUAUACUUCCAAAAAUUGAUUAUAAUAUUAAAUCACUUAUUCUUGAAUCACAAUCUAUGGAACGUAUUCUUCUCGCUGCUGAUUAUCCUAAUCUGACCGAACUUAAACUCUACAAUUUUAACGACCAUAUUAUUUCACGUCAUUUUACAGCUGAAUCACCAUUUCGACAUAUUUUUCAAGAACAGAUUACCGAUCUUAUUCUUGUAUAUAAUACAGCUAUACAUAUAUUAUCAAACAAUCCGAACGAAAUAAAUGUGUAUGAAUAUACAUUGAAUAUUUUUAAAAAUCUCAAACAUCUAUCUGUCAUUCCAUGUAGUCAAGUUUUAUCUAUCGAAGAUUUAGCUUUUACAACGUGGUCGUCAUUAAAUCUUACCAAAUUAUGUGUUGAUGUUUGCUGCUUUGACGAUUGUUUUGCAUUACUUGAUGGUCGUCUUAAACAACUAAACACAUUUAUUGUUAACAUUGACGACGGGGAUGAUGAAUUAUCAAGUGUUUACAAUAUGGAUGAUCUACCUAAUAUGAAAUGUUUCUCAUUAAGAUGUCGAUGCGAGACUAAUCAAUAUGAUACUCGAGUUUUGCCGCUUCUUCGUCGUAUGAUAAAACUCGAAGAAUUAACUUUAAACAUUACUAACUACGAACGAACUACAUUAAUCGAUGGUAUUCAAAUUAAUAAUAACAUUCUUGUACAUAUGCCAUGUCUUCGAAAAUUUACUUUUCAUAUUAGUACUGAAGUUGAACUACAUCAUAUAACUCAUCAUUUAUCAAACGAAGAUAUACAACAAACUUUUACUAACAUAGGAUAUCAACAAGUAUCCUGUAUAUUGUACUACAUGGUUGAUAGUGUCACAUGUCAUAUAUUUUCAUUACCAUUCGCUUUUGAUUAUCUCGGAUAUAUUGGUAAUGCAUUUCCACCAGUACACUUCAGUUGUGUCAGGGAAUUGACAGUAGACGAUGAAACUCCGUUCGAACAUGAAUUUUUUAUCCGAAUUGCACGCUUUUUCCCAUUGCUCAAAAAGUUAAGUGUUGUUAAUUUGAAACCACAGUCACAAAUGAAACAUCAUUUAAUCUGUCACAAUAAUGAAUUGUAUACAACUGUUGAAUAUCCACAUCUUAUUUCACUAUGUCUAGAAUAUGCUUAUAUUCAUUAUACCGAGCAAUUUCUCAAUCAGAGUAAAACACAUCUACCACAGUUAACUACAUUAAGUGUCGACUAUAGUAAAUUAAGAUUCGUAACAAACAACUUCACAAGAAAUGCAACGCGUCGUAAUUGUGCUCGAUUAAAACAAAUAGAUUUUGACAAAAUAAUUGUGCACACGAAAGAGUUUUAUGAUUAUUUUCCUCUUUUGUAA